This is a messenger RNA of Staurois parvus, 1553 nucleotides long. Lineage: Eukaryota; Metazoa; Chordata; Amphibia; Anura; Ranidae. The record is from the annotation of a GenBank genome assembly.
AAGCUAAUCGACCUGAAAAUGGAAUACACGCGUAUGGGAAUUCCUAAUGAUUACUGGGUGUUUAGUGAUCUCAAUGUAGACUUUAAGGUUUGUAGUACUUACCCAACUUGUCUGGUUGUGCCUAAAGAAGCCUCUGAAGCUACAAUCAUUGGAAGCUCAAAGUUCAGAAGUAGGGAACGGUUUCCCGUGUUGUCUUACUAUUACAAAGAAAACAAUGCUGCAAUUUGCCGAUGUAGCCAGCCUCUCUCUGGCUUCAGUACUCGCUGUGUGGAAGAUGAGAAGAUGCUGGAUAUAAUCAGUAAAGCCAACCCAGGAAGUCCCUUUAUGUAUGUUGUAGACACGAGGCCCAAGCUGAAUGCAAUGGCAAACAGGGCAGCAGGGAAGGGCUAUGAAAAUGAAGACAAUUACCCCAACAUUCAUUUCCAGUUUAUUGGGAUUGAGAAUAUCCAUGUGAUGAGAGGAAGCCUGCAAAAACUCUUAGAGGCUUGUGAACAGAAGAAUCCAUCCAUGAGUAGUUUCCUUACCAUCCUUGAGAACUCUGGCUGGUUACGGCAUAUUAAAGCUGUAAUGGAUGCUUCAGUUUUUUUAGCGAAAGCAGUAAGGGAUGAUAAUGCCAGUGUGUUGGUACACUGUUCAGAUGGCUGGGAUCGCACAGCACAAGUGUGUUCGCUCGCUAGCAUACUCCUGGAUCCAUUUUACAGAACUAUAAAAGGAUUCAUGGUACUCGUUGAAAAGGAAUGGAUAUCCCUGGGACAUAAAUUUUCUCAAAGAUGUGGCCAUUUAGAUGUUGAACCUAAAGAAGUGUCACCGAUAUUCACACAGUUUGUGGAGUGUGUGUGGCACCUAAUGGAACAGUUCCCUUGUGCCUUUGAAUUCAGUGAGAAAUAUUUACUAGAAAUUCAUGAUCAUGUCUACUCCUGUCAAUUUGGAAACUUUCUUGGGAAUUCUCAGAAGGAACGCAUGGAACUUAAAAUUUAUGAAAAUACCCAUUCACUGUGGCCAUUUCUACUGCAACGGAAGCAGGACUUUGUGAAUCCGUGUAUAUCCCGAUUGCAUAUAAAACACUCCAGCCAAGCACACUUCCAUUCUUCUUCAAGUUCUGGUGUGGAAUGUACAACCGUUUCGACAAGGGAAUGCACCCGAGACAGUCUGUUCUGGAUUAUCUGCUUGAAUGUCUGAACAGAAAAUCAACUUUAGAAACAAGCGAAUCUGCAAUGGAAGAUAAACUCCUUAAGCAAGGCAGCCCCCUUCAAGACCCAUUCACAACACCAAAGCACUUUGACCCUGCAUUGGGAAUAGAAGACCUAGCUGCUGAUCUCCUGGAUGGUGGUGAAGGGCACCCAGUAUCUCAUCUCUCUAAUGGUUCAGUGGCAAACUGUGACAAUAUUGUAUGUAAGAAAAAUGAAAUGAUAGAGGAGCAGCAUGGAAACAACAUCUGUAGCCUUGUAGACUCACAGGACAGGUGUUCAUCUGAAAACCACGUUCGGUCUUGUAAUGAAACCAGUGGGACCGCCAGUGCUACUGCAUCACCGCACUUAUCAGAAGAGAUGUAA